CCACGGCUUUCUUCUUUUGACUGUAUAUUUAAGUUAAGUUUUCCGGGAUGUUUUCCACGGCUCUCUUCUUUGCGUCGCUCUGCGUCUUUGCGCAUUUGGGCACCUUUACGCGCGGCUGCCAGCUGCCGUCGGAGUGGCGGCCGCUGAGCGAGGGCUGCCGGGCGGAGCUGGCGGAGAUCAUCCUGUACGCCCGGGUGCUGGGGAUCCACCGGGAGCCGCUGGGGAUCCACCGGGAGCCGGCGGGCGCCGGGGCCGGAAGCAUGUACAACUCCCUGCCCUUCGGGUUCGGCUACGGCUACGAGGGCGCGGAGGAAGGGCUGCUGUACUCCGCCGAGGUGGAGCUGCUGUGCGACCAGGCCUGGGGCAGCAUGCUGGAGGUUCCCUCCGGAUCCAGGCUCAACCUCACCGGCCUCGGAUACCUGUCCUGCCAGUCCCACACCGUCAUGGAAAACUACUCCUACUUCUUUUUCCUCAGGAUGGACGACAACUACAGCAUCCUUCCUCACAGCGUCAACUUCCAGGACGCCAUCUUCCCCGACACGGCGGAGAACAGGCGCACCUUCUCCAGCCUCUUCCAGUUCUCCAACUGCAGCCAGGGCAGCCAGCCCUUCCACACCUUCAGCCCCGAGUGGGACAGCCAGGAGGACAGCAGGCUGUUGUGCUCCUCGGUGCAGGCGGCGCUGUUUGACGAGGAGGAGAGCAGCCGGAAGCUGCGGGAGCGGCUGGAGGCGGCCGAGAGGAGGAACCGGCAGCUGAAGGAGCGCGUCCGCAAGGUGAAGCGCUCCCUGAGAAAGGCCCGCAAGGCCGUGCGCAAGGCCGAGCUGGAGGCCAAGGAGCUGCAGGAGAGACUGAAGGCCGUGGAGAGGAGGGUGGGCCAUCAUCUCAAUGCCAUAACGCAGGGAGAGCCUCCUCUCGGGGCCUUCACCAGUGCAGCCAUACACCAGAGGUUGCAGCUCUAACCUGGAGCUGGACGUGAAGCUGGAGAGACUGCUGGGCAGUCUUCAUGCAAGACAUGGACAAAUGUUGCAUAUGAGUAAACAAACUUUCACAGUAUGAAUCUGUAUCACUUCCUUGUAAAUAACCCAUAUCUCUUUUUAUAACCUUAAUUGUUUUAACUGAGGAUGAGUGUACUUCCUGGCCAAAAUUAAAGGGGACCUAUUAUGGCAUCUAAUACCUAUUUUAAACAGGCAUUGAAUGUCUUAAAAACAAGCUUUUGAUUGUUUUUGCUAAAUAAAUGAGAAAUUCAGCCUCUGAG
This is a messenger RNA of Cololabis saira (Pacific saury), 1255 nucleotides long. RefSeq names its product coiled-coil domain containing 3a (gene ccdc3a). Gene Ontology annotation, cellular component: extracellular region. NCBI's taxonomy places the organism in Eukaryota, Metazoa, Chordata, Actinopteri, Beloniformes, Belonidae. The coding region runs from base 48 to 959 and encodes 303 amino acids. Gene Ontology annotation, biological process: negative regulation of gene expression. The transcript is spliced from 3 exons. The record is from RefSeq and is a predicted model, not a curated record.